AUGUGCGUAAAAUCGAAGUCAGGGUCAGCGAGCCAGGCGAGGACCCGCAUGCUGGCGUGCUUGCGUCAGACUCUGAUGGUGGUGCUCAUAAACAUUCCCAUGACUUCGUUCGGCUUGACAAUGGGCUGGGUGUCGUUAGCUAGCGGCGAGAGUGUCGUCACGGAGCUAUCCACGGACAGCGAUCACACCCGUGAGAGAGACGUCAAGGUGGUGGUAUCAGCUGCCAUCACAUUCUGCGCCUCGCUGGUGGGAGUGCUGCUUAGUGCGCGGUUACUCGCCGCUGGUAGAAAACUUGCGGUCAUAGUCACAUCGGGCUUGUUUGUAGCUUGUUGGUCGCUGAAGUUAUGUGGUGGCGGAUGGUGGCUAGUGUGUGCGCGAGCAUGCGCAGGUCUUGGCGGCGCCGGCGCAUGGGCCGUUACACCGCUGCUUGCCAAGGAAAUGUGCUCGGCGCGGGUGAGCGGCGCGGCGGUGUCGGCGCUGGUGCUGGCCAGCAACUUCGGCGAGCUGCUCAUGUACACCGCCGCCUACCUGCGCGUGCCCCACACGACGGUGUUGUGGAUAUGUCUGUCCUUAUCUGCCGUUCACUGUGUUCUGUUCCUGUUUAUGCCUGAAUCGCCCCAGUAUCUCGCUGCCCAGGGACAUACAGAGAAAGCUCGAGAAUCGCUCGCGUGGUUGCGAGGCAUGGACCGUGACGAACCAGAACUGAAGGUGGAGUUGGCGGACCUUCCCAUCAAAAGGAAACCAGUAUCAGCUUUUAGGUUGAUUAAUGACUUGUUCAGCGACGAGGGCAGACGUCGCGCCUUUAUCCUCUGCUGUGUGAUAGUGGUCGGACAGGAGAUGUGCGGCGUGUUGGCGCUGAUGCAGUUCGCUGAACGCGUGUUUGUAAUAGCACGUGACCAGAUUGAAGUGCUGAGACCGGUAGAGGUGGCUGGCACGUUCUACGAGCCUGCUCUUCACGCUGUACUUCUAGGCACCUCCCAGCUGUUUGCGUCAGCCUUAUCUUUAUAUCUUGUAGAGAAAAUUGGCAGAAAGCGUCUUAUAUCGUGGUGCGGGCUAGUGACAGGGAUGUCGAUGUUAUGUGGCGCCGCUGCGGUGCAGUGGGCCGCGGGAGGGCUGUGGAUGGCGGUCGCUCUCGGCACCGCCGUCUUUGCCGACUCCGCGGGGCUGCAGCCGGCGCCCUACGCGGUGCUCGCUGACAUGUUUGAUUACGAGUAUCGCGGUUGUGCAGUACUACUGAUCGCCGUGCUAUCGUGGCUGGGAAACGCGGUGGAAGUGCUUCUAUUCCCGGUGGUGGUAGUGCAAGCGGGACUCACCGCCGCUCUCGUCCUGUCGGCAGUCCUGACUCUCUCGGUCACUGUGUUUGCACUGUGGAAAGUGCCAGAGACGAGGGGCCGCAGUACGGCUGAAAUAUACCAAGUGUUACUCGGUCGGAAGAGAUCACGUGAUCAAGAUGAGACGUGUAAAGAGACAAUGAUUGAGUCAGACUAA
Arctia plantaginis is the source of this 1488-nucleotide messenger RNA. The record is from the annotation of a GenBank genome assembly. Lineage: Eukaryota; Metazoa; Arthropoda; Insecta; Lepidoptera; Erebidae.